AUGAGCAUCCAAUUGAACCCCGAGCCGAAAUUGGGCACAUGGUCCUUGCGCUCUGCUCCGCCCCUUGCUUCAUUCACAUCACCGAUCUAUCCAUCCCUAAUCCGGUAUUCGGGAAAGGUGCUGCCGGUGGAUGACUCCUACGCUCAGGACCAGGCUGUGUACCACAGUGAAGCCGGAGGCAAUGACUGCUUCAUCGCUAGCAUUGCCACCAGGCAGUCGUGCCUCCUAACGUAUCUCGUCAUCUCGGCAGAUAUACGCGGAAUAAUUAUUCGCUGGCCUACUGAAAUACACUUACUACCUGGAAUUGUUGUCAUCUCCCUUGAUCUUGCCCGCAUGGCGCAUCAGUCUCAUAGCCUCCCCUGGCAGACUCUGGCCGACAACUUCAAGUUCGUGCACACGAACGCCCGCUACCACGGCCGCACAAACCUAUAUCCAUGCUUCAAGCACGGCCAAGGCAACCAGCUACAGCACUUUGCGCGCGUAUUUGCGACUCUGCUGAAUGACUUCUCCACCCAGGAACGCGCAAAAUAUCCCGCAUUUUACACUCCCCCUGAGUCCGACGAAGUCUUUAUUUCCGAUGCAUCUGUCAGCAGAAUCGCAAAGACUGUCAAAGAGUACAAAGCACAUUCCUGGCUUUAUGGGGACAUCCAUCGGCCGGAAGACUUGGCAUUACGGCCUGAGGAACGACGCAUCCAGUUUUGGAUCACGAAUAUCCAAGAUGGGUCUAGGUACCCUCCCCAAUCCGUCCAUGAAAUGCUUGAAUUGCUCAAGACGCUUCUCCUGUGGGGUGAAAUGGAUCCGUUGUUCCGACUCGCCGCGCAUUCGGAUGUGUGGCUGCCGCGUGUGUGGUCGAUCGAGACUUACGCCGACCAUGGAUGGGCCGAUGUUAAAAAUUUGGCAUUGACAGCGUACAUUUGUCUGAAUGUCUUGUAUCUGAAGCCGGAGUUGUACGACGCUACGAUGAGAGAGGAGAAGAUGAAAGACUUGAAAAAGCGAAACGAAGCCAUCCCAUCCCCGGAGCAAUUCGACUACCGACUAACAAGCUCCUACCAAGAGACUCUCGUGCGAUGUACCUGGGUACGAGGGUGUGACAAUUUCGAUGUCUGCACUUACCCUCACCGAGAGUUCUACGGGGCCCCAAGGGGAACUUACACGCAAGCUCCCUGGAAUCAGCGGGAACAGUUCGGCCGAGUCCACCCUUCCUACCUCAUCGAACACAAAUUUCAGAACAAGUAUGUCCCUGGGAAGCACGACAUUCCCAUCGUCAUCAACCUCUUGGGUAGGAAAGGCCUCCCAGCCGAGCUCGCUCUCCUGGUUCUCGACUUCGCCAAUUAUACCCCCCAACGCAGACUCCUGGUCCCCGACGAUCCAUUGCAUCCAGAGAACGGGGAACAGUUAAGGAAGUAUCUCAGCUAUUGCUGGAACCUCUUAGUGCGGACCGACAUGUUGCUCAAGGCCAAUGGAAGCUGGAUUGACUGGGAGUACGAAGUCACUGACGUUAUUCACCAGUUAUGGGGUGUUCCGUAUCCGAAGAUGUCGACGACGGUGCAUAGCUUUGAGUACAAAGGAAGAAUGGAACACGAAGUCGACCCGCACCGAACACGGCGCAUCUUUGUUAGGCCAAUGUUCAAAUAG
Molecule: messenger RNA, 1635 nt
Organism: Lindgomyces ingoldianus
Lineage: Eukaryota; Fungi; Ascomycota; Dothideomycetes; Pleosporales; Lindgomycetaceae
Exons: 2
Coding region: 1-1635 (544 amino acids)
Source: RefSeq, a predicted model, not a curated record